AUGGAGUUCGAUGAGGUCCUGUCCGCAGUCGGUGAUCUCGGCCGCUAUCAGAAAUGGCUGUUUGUGCUCCUCUGUGUUCCGGCUAGUCUGCCUGCGGCGGUCUCAAUAUUCAACCACAUGUUCAUUUCGGGGGUGCCUGAGCACCAAUGCCACCCGAUCAUCUCGGCAGAUAGAGCUUCUCUGCUCGAGAAGAGCUUGGCAGCACCGGAGGACUUCCAGACGGCAAUGACGGCAUUGUUUAUACCACGAGUCCGUAGCGGAGGUUUCUCUGAGUGUCUUCAAUACGAUAUCGAAGCGGAUGCGGCCAUCGACCAAGUGAUUGCUCAGAACAGAUAUUUGAAUUUGACGAUCAUUGAUAGUUUCGUCGCUCAAAAGCAAUGGACCGGAAUCAAAUGCCUCCAUGGGUGGGACUACGAUCGUGCCGAAUAUACCGAAACUCUCGUGACCAUGUGGGACCUUGUUUGCGAUAAGUCAUGGCUGAUCUCGACAGCUCAGAGCGCAUUCUUCGUGGGCGGAACGAUAGGGAGCCUUGCUCUCGGCCGAAUUUCGGAUAAGUGGGGCCGGAGGCCGGCCUUCCUCCUCGCUAUGUCCGCAAUGAUCUUUGGAAAUCUCGCUGAAAUUCUUCCGCCGAAUUACGUCGCUUAUUCUGCUAUGAGAUUCAUUGUGGGACUUAGUUAUCCCAGCGUCUACAACAUAGCGUUCCUAAUGCUGUCUGAAGUGAUCGGUCCGGAUAGGAGAAUGUCGGCAGCGAUGCUUUUCAGCCUGGCUUUCUCGAUUUCCAUGAUGCUGUACGCCUUGAUUGCACACUUCAUCAAACAUUGGCGAGUUUUGCAAGCCGCGACUUCGCUGCCGAUGGUGCUGCUCGUCGGCUAUUACUGGCUGGUGCCGGAAAGCCCUCGAUGGCUUAUCUCCAGGGGCAGAAUGGACGAAGCGGAAGUCAUCAUUCAGCGAAUCGCUUCGGUCAACGGGGUUCAACUCGCACCGGAUUUCCUGGCGACCAGCUUGGCGAAAGCUCUCUCGAAAUCUCCGGAGUCGUCGAGCGAACAGAAAUUGGAGGAGAUCGGGAUUCUGCAACUUCUGAAUUAUCCGAGAGUCAUGCUGAAGCUGAUCGUCAUAGUCAGUACUUGGGCUGUCACGGCGAUGAUGAACAACGGUCUCAGCUUGGCUUCUCCUCUCCUCCCGUCGGGAGCCUGCUUCGCCUUUUUCAUGGCUGGCUUGUGCGAAAUUCCGGGAACUCUCUUCGCUUGGGCAACGACGGAGCGCUACGGUCGAAGGGGCGUCAUGCUCGGGACUCUCUUUGUCGGAGGGGUUCUCGCGGCGGCUACAGCACUCAUCCCAGAUGAUCUCCCGUGGCUAAUCGUUUUGAUGCCUUCGCUGGCUAAAAUGGUUGCUGCCGUCACUUUCUGUGUUAUUUACACAUUCGCCGGAGAGCUUUUCCCGACUGUGAUCCGAGGCUCUGCGCUCGGCGCAGCUUCGACGGGAUCCCAAAUAGCUCUGAUAGGAGCUCCGUACAUCCUCCUCUUGGGAGACAUUUCGGGACCAUCCGUUCCGUACGUGGUUUUCGGAGUUCUCUCGAUGCUGGUCGCUCCUCUGAUGCUGACUCUGCCGGAAACCCUGAACGCUCCCCUUCCAACCACGAUGGAGGAAUCUGAGCAUUAUGCUGAUUAUCUCAAGCGCGCGAAAACUGCCGUGAGAAGUCAAUCUGGGAUCCGGUGAUAGAGCUCCCCUGCCUGCUGCCGCAUUGAUAUCUGUAUAUAUAUAGUUCUUCAUUUCUGUAUUCCUACGGUAUAGGGCCUCUUGAGGGGGUUCAUUCAUCCAUACUAUGUGCUCAAGAAGGCUGCUUCGACCU
Messenger RNA from Galendromus occidentalis (western predatory mite), 1849 nucleotides. Its product is annotated as organic cation transporter protein. Gene Ontology annotation, cellular component: membrane. The transcript is spliced from 9 exons. The coding region runs from base 1 to 1716 and encodes 571 amino acids. Lineage: Eukaryota; Metazoa; Arthropoda; Arachnida; Mesostigmata; Phytoseiidae. Gene Ontology annotation, biological process: transmembrane transport. Gene Ontology annotation, molecular function: transmembrane transporter activity. The record is from RefSeq and is a predicted model, not a curated record.